UUUCUAAAUUUGUAAAAACGAACAAAAAGGAACUCUUGGGGCCAACAAAAGAAAAAAAAAACAGAAAAGAGAGGACUUGUUAGCAAAUAACGAAGCUGAUUUUGAUCCUCACUUAGCUGUUACUAUCAGGUUGUAUUUAACUCAAUUCAGUAAGUCCAUUUUGUCUCCAUCUCCGACGAUAUCGCCUUUUUCCGACGAUCGGCGAUUGAAGGCAUGGAUUCCGAAGCUGAUUUUGAUCCUCCUCCGUCUUUUGAUAACGUGAAGAAUAUGGCCAAGGAUGUUGAAGUGAAAGGAUUCAACCCAGGAUUAAUUGUCUUAACUGUUGUUGGUGGACUCGUGUUGGCAUUCCUAAUCGGAAACUAUGUGCUUUACAUGUAUGCACAAAAAACCCUUCCUCCAAAGAAAAAGAAGCCAAUCUCCAAGAAGAAGAUGAAGAGGGAAAGACUGAAGCAAGGUGUUUCGGCACCUGGAGAAUAGAUAUACUAGACACAUCGGGGUUAUUCCCCUUGUUCAUCUGAGAAGACUAUGUUAGUUCAUAUCCAGCGGCAGUGUCAAAUAGAUGGUUGUUAAUGUUACCAAUUUGCCAUCAUCAUAGUUAGAACUUAAACUUUAGUAUAUGCUUCUAUUUUUCUGUUAGCUGACUGAGAAGUUGUUUUCUUGCGAGUUACUGAAUCAUCUAUCUUCUUCCAGUAGAACUAGUCUUGCUUUUCGUUUUUCCUGUUUGGUGAUAUCAGAACUUCUAGGUAGGUUUAUGCUUUA
Messenger RNA from Nicotiana tabacum (common tobacco), 759 nucleotides. RefSeq names its product DNA-binding protein S1FA. Gene Ontology annotation, molecular function: DNA binding. Gene Ontology annotation, biological process: regulation of DNA-templated transcription. The record is from RefSeq and is a predicted model, not a curated record. Gene Ontology annotation, cellular component: nucleus. Lineage: Eukaryota; Viridiplantae; Streptophyta; Magnoliopsida; Solanales; Solanaceae.